UGAACUCACAGGCACUCAUACAGCCCGGUGCGAAGGCCGUGUGACCGCUGUCGUUCUUACCAAGUGCCUGCUUGGAGCCCCCUCACGCUGCAUCCUCUGGAUUGAACGGGGUGCCGAACAGGGGAGGUAGCAGACCAAGAUGGUGCGCGAGUGCGUUGUGACAGACUGUGGCACCCAUGCGCGCUUCAAUCACCCAGGGGAGAGCCACGGCGUCUUCUGCAGCAAGCACAAAAUGGAUGGCAUGAGGAAUGUGGUGCACAAGCCGUGCGCGGAGCCUGGAUGUGCCACACUGGCAGUGUUCAACCAGCCGGGGACGGGGCACGGCCUAUUCUGCGGCCAACACAAGCCUGCCGGCUACGUCAAUGUCAAGGACCGCAAGUGCAAUGAGGAUGGCUGCCAGCGCAUGCCCAACUUCAACUUCCCCGGGGAGAAGGGCGGCAUCUUCUGCUCCCAGCACAAGUCGGAGGGCAUGAUUGACAUCAAACACAAGCGCUGCGCGCACGAGGCCUGCAACAAGCGGCCCUCGUUCAAUUACACCGGAGAAAUGCGCGCGCUCUACUGCGGCCCCCACAAGCUCGAUGGCAUGGUCAAUGUCGACCAGGAGCGCCGUUCCUGCAACCGGGCCAAGUUCGCGGACGGGUCUGCGCCGGAGCCGAAGCGGCAGCGCUCGGGGUACACUGAGAAGACGCUCGGCUACCCCCUCAAGAACAGCGGCCUGGCCGGCAGCGAACAGGCACGCCUUCUCCUUUUUUAA
Messenger RNA from Coccomyxa subellipsoidea C-169, 754 nucleotides. RefSeq lists its product as hypothetical. The transcript has 5 exons. Lineage: Eukaryota; Viridiplantae; Chlorophyta; Trebouxiophyceae; Coccomyxaceae. The record is from RefSeq and is a predicted model, not a curated record. The coding region runs from base 140 to 754 and encodes 204 amino acids.